Messenger RNA from Vollenhovia emeryi, 2029 nucleotides. RefSeq names its product putative odorant receptor 85d. The transcript is spliced from 9 exons. The record is from RefSeq and is a predicted model, not a curated record. Lineage: Eukaryota; Metazoa; Arthropoda; Insecta; Hymenoptera; Formicidae. Gene Ontology annotation, cellular component: plasma membrane. Gene Ontology annotation, molecular function: olfactory receptor activity; odorant binding. Bases 786 to 1940 code for a protein of 384 amino acids. Gene Ontology annotation, biological process: detection of chemical stimulus involved in sensory perception of smell; sensory perception of smell.
GAUGAGCCACAAGUAGGAUCAUCCCUAGGUGUAGAAUGGGCAACAACAGCCAAGAAACACCCAUACGUAUGACAGACAAAUCGAACAAAUUCACCCAUUCGAUUUUUUCCGCACACCGAUGUUGUAAACUUUUCCGAAUAAACACUAUCGAAUAUCUCUUCUGUUACAUCAUUUUGAAAAAUAAUGUUUUGACAAAGAUUGUAGAAUAGAACAUUAUGCAAAAUUCACUUCGGAAAAUUACCUGCAAAUUUUCUCCUCUAGAAAAUAUUGUCAUGAUUCUUGGAAUUUUUCGUACUUUAUAAAGCAUUAUUAAGCGUACGUACACACGUGUAUAUAUUUAAAAAAUUGGAAUCAUUGUUAAAAAACACACAUACGUUUGAGAUUCAAUGAUAACAACGAAACUGUUUCUAUGAGAGUGACAGAAUAUGAAGAAAAUCGACAUCUUGUCUAUUCGAUUCGAGAGAUGGGUGACUGGUAGUCGUUCUUACGAACGUCGUAAUGCAGAUUUGAUAAUAAUUAUAGAGGUACUGUAAAACGGAACAUUAUGCGAGCCUCGCUCCUGAAAAUUAACUGAAUAAUUACAAACAGUUAUUUUGCAAAGUGUAAAUCUUCGAGGGAGACAUCAAUAUGUUGAUUUACACAUGUGACCGUAGUAAUAAUGUUACCGGAGAGAAUUUUAUAGUAGACACAGUUAUGAAAGUAUAAUUCACUUCCUGAGAACGCGACAAUAUGUUGACAUUUCCUGGAGGAAGAGAUAACACUCCUAAAUUGUAUGCUAUGCAACUAUGGAGAUACUGUUUUUCAACUUCUUAUUAUAUACCAUCAGUGGUUUGUGGCGACCAGUACAAUGGUCUUCAAAACGCUCCAAGUUGCUAUACAACGUGUUCACUUUCUUGACGAUGUACCUAUUGAUAUAUGUUGUGCUGACUCACAUCAUGUAUAUCAUCUUAGUUGUCAAAAACUUUGAAGACUUGGCUUCGUGUUCCUUUUUUUCCGCCUCAUUAACCAGCUUAUUGUUCAAAGCGAUUACUGUUAUAUCCCGUCGCGAUCAAAUUAUCAAUUUGAUCCAAAUACUGCAAGAGGAACCAUGCAAAGCCCGCGACAAAGAGGAGAUUGAUAUCGAGAUGAAAUUCGAUCGAUCUAUUAGAUCAUAUUCUAUGCGAUACAUAAUCUUGUGUACGUUCUCGAUAACGAGCGCUGUGAUAGGAGGGAUACUCUAUAUAUUAGAGGGCCAGAUACCAUUUGGAUUCGCGUCGGUACCUUGGGAUUGCACUUCAUUUCUUAUAUUCUUAUUGACGUCUAUUCAAGAAAUUGUAGGUGUAAUUCUUGGCACAAUUAUAAACGUCGCGACAGAAACUACCUUAUUAGGAUUUUGCUUACAAACAUGCGCACGAUUCGAAAUUCUAAAGCAUCGCCUUCAGAAAAUGAUAAAACAUAGUGAGAAAAAGAGCAUUUGGACAAAUUCGUCGAAUAAUAUAUUGGGAAAAAGGAGCAGAUUAUCGGAACACGUUUCCCAUCACCUAUGUAUAUUCAGACUUGCACAAUUCAUUAACGACAUAUUCAGCCAAGUGAUCUUUGUUCAAUUUAGUACCAGCGCUUUGGUACUCUGUUCAACCAUAUACUAUCUGUCUUUCCAUAUCACAGUUACCACCAUGGCCACCUUAACCGUCUACACAUUUUGCAUGUUUGUGCAGAUUUUUUAUUAUUGCUGGGCCGGAAACGAAGUUACACUUAAGAGUAUUCGAUUCAGCGACGAGAUAUAUAAUAUGGACUGGUUAUUGAUGACAAGUAGCGAACAGAAAGAUUUGUUGAUGAUUAUGAAACGUAGCACAAGACCUAUCAAAUUUACCAGCAGUUUUUUGGUGACAUUGUCUCUGGAAUCGUUUGCCAACAUUCUGAAGGCAUCCUUCUCUGCAUUUAAUAUUUUGCAACAAUUGUGAAGCUUCAUUUGUUUUUUGGAAAUACACCAAAUUCUGAAGACAUCCUUUUCUGCAUUUAAUGUUUUACAGCAAUUGUAAAACUUUAUUUG